Molecule: messenger RNA, 2800 nt
Organism: Geodia barretti
Lineage: Eukaryota; Metazoa; Porifera; Demospongiae; Tetractinellida; Geodiidae
Source: the annotation of a GenBank genome assembly
GAGAGGUCGUCCCUAUCUCGGAGGGUCCCUUAUCGGAGGUUCCACUGUACUGAGCUUGAAGUUUAUAGCUUGACCGUAUUGUCGUAAUCACAACUGAGAAUCUUCAUACAGUAGCACACAUGUGUUUCUAGCCCAUCAUGUCUAUGAAUGGUUCGGCUACUGUCGCUCGGUCCCCUUGGAAUUCCAUGGACCCCUCACCGAAUUUCAGGGGGCCGCUCAUCUUGGGGGUCUCCCCCUAUCGUAAAGUUGUUGCGGACCACCACCGGCUGUUGGCCUCUUCUCCGCUCUCCAGUGGGCAGUCUUCGCCAGAGGGGAACCGGCGGUCGCGAGAAUUUAACCCCCAGGGGGCGGCCCCUCGCUCUACGAGGAGUAGAUCGAUGUCGCCACAAGGUCGGUUUUCCCCAUUCGGUAUUGGCUCCAUUCCACUCCACAUGAGCCACACGGCUGUGGAUUCCGAGGUCUCCAGCAUCGGGAGCCGAAAAUCGUCGGCGGACACGGAGAGCGGGAGGAUCAGCGCCGAUUUCGCCAUGGCGAUGGAAGAGUUGCGGGGACGAGCGGGGGUCUACCCUCACCACGUCAACGGCGAGAGUACGGUGGGGUGUGGAGGUACGUGGAAGUGGAGGGAGGAGAGAGAGGGCUUACUGACUGAGAUACUGGAGUGCAGAAGACGUCUUCAGAUGAUAUCAGUCGAGGCGCAAGAGUGGGAGCAGACCAGGAAGGACUACUGUGAGCUGAUUGCCAAGCAGCAACAACUGUUGAACGAAGCUAACUCUACAAGAGCUGCAGCUGACAAUCUCAAGCUCCAGAGGUGGAACAAGAAAAAGAUAUCAACCGUUGAUCUGAGAGGGCACAGUCCAUCUCAUGAGCAUAUGGAUCACCCUCAAGAGUUGAUGUUGGCAAUUCUAAAAUCGGAGCACCAGUAUGUUUGCAGUCUAACAGUGCUGGACACGCAGUACCAGCAACCAAUGAAGAUGCUGUCUGCCUUCAAAUCUGACGUCCUCUCUCUGCAGCAGCUUCAGUUUCUCUUUCUCAACUGCUCUGAGCUGCUAAACCUGCACAGAUACCUCUUUGAAGAACUGAGCAGAGUCCAGUUCCUGCCGCCGUCUGUCCAACUCGACCAGUUUUUCUUCAUUCUCGAGAAAACGUUCCCAAACUUCUCCCUCUACAAUCCCUUCCUCGACUGCAGCCGACAGGAAAAUGUUCAGAAAGAGCUCAUAGGCACUGAGAACAAAGCAGGAGUUUGUUCAACUGUUGGAGCACUGCAAUCAGGAGACAGAGGAGCUGAUCUCGAGCAUCUUUUGACUCUACCUUGUGAGAGGCUGAAGAGUACUCAAAGCUGCUGACAUGUUUCGUCUCCGAAGCUGAGAUAUCGGACCAGUCGGUCCGGAGAGCCGACAUCUCAUCCGAUCAUCAGGAAAUCAAAUACGAGCUCCAGGAUGAAAAGUCUGACUGGGACCACACUCAGGAGAAGAUAAAGCUCCUCCAGAAACUGGACCCAGAGUCUCCUGUCCCCUCUAGAGAUUUUUGAUUCCAACACCCGACUGGUCAAACAAGGACCCUGAACUCAGGUGAUGGCAGGAGAAGGGAGUCCCGAAAUUCUGCCUCCUGUUCUCCACUACUGGCCUUGGCCGAGACUGGAAACACCUCAGAUUCUCGACGCACGUAUGAUCCACUAUCGAGCUCAACUCCAUAAGACAGUGGAUAUUGAGGGUCAACCACUCACGGCUGACCUGAAGUCAGGACGAGGAGAGGAUCUACUGGCUUUUAGGGUCAGUUUGUGAGCAAGGAGAGUCUAUAUUCAGAGUGGCCAACCUAAUCUGAGAAAGGCUUGGGUCGAGGCUCUGGAAAUGUGUAUACAAGAGCGGCUCAUGAGGGUCUGUGUGUGAUAAUGAGGACAUUCCUCUCGCUCAAGUCUACCCUGAUGCGGCCCAAAGAUUGCAGCGGCAUCACUGGAGAAGCUGUUUCAACAGUUGACAAGUCCCCACAACUUCCAGGACGACUUUAUUGACGUGUUUCUGAUGACUCACCUCAGUUUCACGACUUCCCGCGAUGUCCUUGAAGCCCUCAUCAACUGCAUGCAGUCAGCCGGAGGACUCAGCGAUAGCGGAGCUCACUUUUCUGCCAAUGCUGUCUUCACCCUUCAGUAUGGUAUCAGAGCCAGUUGAAACUGACAGACAUAUGAAUGUGACUGAAUACUCUGACACGGAUCAAAUAUCACUGAACUCACCGGUACCAACUAGAGCAAGGACCUGUGCCAUGUCUUCUUCUACCAGCACACCUAUAAAGAGCUCUUCACUUCGGACGAGUGUCAGUACCAGUGACAGCGACGUGUCACCCCACACGUCGGCCGUAGUGGAGAACGGGAUCCUCCAGAACGGAUGGAGCAGCAAUCUCAAGAUCCCGUCCGGCUAUCCUCGAGCCAGCUCUGGUGAUUCAGAGACAGACUACGUGAUGUUCUUCCGAUCCUCUCGAAACAGUUCGGAGAUGGAUUUCGGAGACGAGGACAGUGGAAACGACGACAGUGCUGACACCCCACGACCGUCCCAUGCUGACCUCAUGGGCCUACGAAGCAGAGCAUGUGCUAAGAAUGGAGACAUGUCUUCAGUGAGGGCAGAAGCGGAGCACUUCAAAAUCAGGGAGAUGAGUAUCGAAGAGGAAGAAGGGAGUCAAGGCGAUGGCAGAAUCCACGUCCAAACGGCCGUAGACAGACGGAAACUCACCAUCUCAGAGAAGAUCAACCGGGACUUGGACGAGACAGCGAUCAUGUUGGAGAAGCUGACGCAGAGUCUGUUUCCGGUGG